AACCAAUCAGAUCACAGCAGAGAGAGAAACGCGUCGUCUCUCCCCACUUUCCCCCUUUUGAUUAUCAUUAUCGGAUCACAACAAUCUGGAAAACAGAGAGGUUUCCGGAUUGUUUCGAUUCUCAAAACUUUUUAUUGCUGAAUUCGAUCAAAAGGGUUUCUCUGUUUACGUUAAUCCUUCUCAAAAAUCUCAACUUUCCCGAGAAAGUUUGAGAAUUUUCUUUUUAAUUUCCCGGAGAAACCGUCGCCCAGUGACUACGGGUUGUUGCAAAUCGUGCUGCUUCAGAUUGUUUUUGGAAUUUUGGGUGUUUGGUCUGGUCUGUGUUAUGGAUACGAGUUGUGGAGAGGAUAAGGAAGCCAAUGGGUGUGAGAAUGGUGAUAGUAAGGCUGUUGUUGUUAGUCUAAAGAGGAGUGAGGUGGAAGAUGAGAUAUCUGAGGAGGAGGAAGAGGAAAGUGAGUCGCAGUGUUUGUUGCCUCCGAGGAAAGGAGGGAUGUCGAGAAGUACUGACAAGAUUAGGAGGACUGUCCAGUGGAAUGACAUCAAAGGAGAUAAUCUUGCUGAGGUUUUAGUUUAUGAACCAAGCGAAGUAAGCGAUACAGAUGAUGAUGACUCAGAUUCCUGCAUCUGCACAAUUAUGUAAUCUCCUUCAAAACCCCUCCCACGCAAUCAACCAAACCAUUAACAUGGAGUUUUAACAACGAGCUCGUUGGCUUCUUUUCAGCAAACAGUUUUUUUGUGAGGACAGAAGAAACCAACAUAACCGAGUGGACUUGUUGUGACAAGAAGCCAGUCAUCAAACGAGGGAAUGUAGACUCAGAUAAAAGCUGAUAUACAAAUUACAAAUCGUCACAGGAGUGUGAGAGUAUAUAAAGAUUAUAUAUAGAUUACUUGCUUUUAUUGUUUUCAACAGAAGCUGCUGAUCUUCAAAUCCUUUUUGAGUGCUAUUUGAUUUUUUUAACAGGUUUUGAUAGUA
Messenger RNA from Raphanus sativus (radish), 973 nucleotides. RefSeq lists its product as uncharacterized. Lineage: Eukaryota; Viridiplantae; Streptophyta; Magnoliopsida; Brassicales; Brassicaceae. The record is from RefSeq and is a predicted model, not a curated record. The transcript has 3 exons. The coding region runs from base 326 to 640 and encodes 104 amino acids.